AGGAAUAAUAGUCGAGCGCAGAUGAGAGCAGAGGUGAGAUGGAAUAUGGCUCUCUCCAGAGGUUUGAGAUGCUGUCAAAGGGUUUUCUCCUGGAUACCUGUGCUUAUAAUAACCUCCGUGGUGUUGUGGUCGUACUACGCCUACGUGUUUGAGCUAUGUCUUUUUACUAUCCCCAACACAUUUGAAAAAGUGGCCUAUCUACUUGUGUUUCAUGUUUGCUUUGUGAUGUUCUCAUGGACCUACUGGAAGUCAAUAUUUACUCCUCCCGCCACUCCAUGCAAAAAGUUCCAGCUCUCAUACUCUGACAAGCAGAGAUAUGAAAUGGAGGAGAGGCCUGAUGCUCAGAAACAGAUCCUUGUUGAGAUUGCAAAGAAGCUACCCAUCUUUACCCGAGCUCAAUCUGGUGCUAUCAGGUUCUGCGACCGCUGCCAGGUACUGAAGCCUGACCGCUGUCACCACUGCUCGGUUUGUGAAACAUGUGUCUUGAAGAUGGACCAUCACUGUCCCUGGGUGAACAACUGUGUGGGCUUUUCCAACUACAAGUUUUUUCUUCUGUUUCUUUCCUACUCCAUGCUAUACUGCAUAUUCAUUGCAGCAACAGUUUUUCAGUAUUUCCUCAAAUUCUGGGUGGGGGACUUGCCAAAUGGGUCCGCCAAGUUCCAUGUCCUCUUCCUCAUGUUUGUGGCGCUCAUGUUCUUUGUCAGUCUCAUGUUCCUCUUUGGCUAUCACUGUUGGUUGGUGGCCAAAAACAGAUCCACUUUAGAGGCCUUUUCAGCACCAGUUUUUGUCAGUGGACCUGACAGAAAUGGCUUCAAUGUUGGUGUACGCAAAAACCUGCAACAGGUAUUUGGAGAGAAUAGGAGACUGUGGUUCAUCCCUGUCUUCACAAGCCAAGGGAAUGGCCACUUCUUCCCCUUGAAGAAUAGAAGUGAGUCCCGGAACCCCUUAUUAGCUAAUGAGGAGAUGUGGGAGGAGUCAGAAGACUGCUCUGAGGAAGGGAGCCUGGAGAGGACUGUGAUCCCGGUCUUUAGUGCAACAUCAGCGGCUAUUAUUGUUAUUUCACUAAGCAAUCACAGAGGGCACAAGGUUUUGAAACAAGUGUCUUAUGUUAAAAAAAAGCUGUUGUCUUAAAAAUGCUCUGGCUGACUGUUGUCAGACUGCACCAAAAAACUGCACAUGUGGUUGUGGCUGAUCUGGAGACAUCAGUCUCACCCUGUUACACUCUGCUACCACCUGGUGGACAUGUGCGACACACUGGGACUACUGUGUUAGAUGAGUCACUAACUAUGAAAAACCCUGUGAAAAUUAUUCCUUUUUUCCAUCUUGAUUUUUUUUUCUUUUCAUUCCAGUUGAGGACCAAGACCCUUCUGUUACCAUAGAGAUGGAAGAAUAGUCAUUUAAUGUAAGGACAAUUUACACAUGUACAGAGGAUGUACAUUAGUAUUGCACACACUGUGUACCACGAGGCAGAUUAAUAUCAAAUCUUGUGGAUGUUCAGACAAAAUUUAUGAAGGGGGCCAAACGUGUGGACGAUACCUGCAUUUGGACUGUGAUUUCCACUUUGAUCCUGUGUGAUGGUGAAUAGGAAAAUUUGACGCACAACAAGCAGCAUCACCUACCCCUUAUGAAUGGAUGAACAAACGUUUUAGCUUGAUUUGGGAUAAAUAUUACCUCAUUACAAUUAGCCAUGGGUUGAUUAUUCCUUAAUGUACUGGCCUCUGUGGGAUUAUGAAUUACUGUUAAUUGGGAAGCUUCUACUUAGGCACUGUUCUAUUUUAUAUGAUACUGUUGGAGCAUUGGGUUGUGAGUUCAGUGUGUAGAGUGUUGCACCUUAUUGCUCUGACAGUGAAGGGUGGAAGCUACUUCAGUUACACCCAAAAUGCUCCCCAGAUCACUUAAAGCGAGUCUGCUGACUGUCCUCAAAAAGUAUAUUAAAACAAUUUUUUUAAUCACCUGACCUAACUUGGGCCUUACAUAUAUACAUAUAUAAAUAUAUUCCUGUGCUGUGGGAGAUUUCUCUUAAGAAUGUAUCCAGCUUGUGAGUUGGCUGUCUUCAUAUAUUUUUUAAACAGCUCAUCAAAUGCUUUAAUGCAGUAUUUCAGCAUUAAAAUGUCGGGUCAUUCUGGGUAACAAAAAAAAAAAUCACAACUGUCAUGAAUUUGCAGUUUUAGUUCACAGCUACAGCUCAUUAUUUCUGGAAUGAAUGCUGAAAAUCUCCCCCCCUAGUACUAGGGUAUGUGUGAAGGUAAACAAAUUGACUUUCAUGUUCAGAGUAUUUCAAUUAAACCAUAUCCUGAGUAGCACACUGUAUGAGUUGCUGGAACUUCAAGUAAAGUUGCAGUGAUUUAUUUGGUAUGUGCAUAGGAAACAUACUGUAAUAAACAUUAAAAAAAGAAAAAAAAACAUGUUUUCUAUCAUAUCAUCCAUUACUUGUUACGACACCGAGUGUUAUCACAUGCAACCUGAUAUGAAAGUGAGGUUUAAUCAUAGGCAUGCAUUUUUUGUCUAUUUUCUGUUUUUCUUGUGCUUUUUUUUUUUUUUUUGCACUUUUUAAACAUGCAGGUAUCUGUACAUAUAACAUAUUCAACAUCUGAUCCUCAUCCACUGGUUGGUCGAGGUAAACUGUUUUCAGUAUAUAUUUUUUUCUACCUGUGUUUAUGUAUCAUGACAAGUGUAAUACCAUAUUCAGAAACAUAUUAUCCUUAUUCACUGUUCAUGGACUUGAAAGUAUUCUCACAGGGUGUUGCUGGUAUACUAAACCAUUUCUGUUCAACUAUGAAAAAUUAUUUUUUGUAUGGGGGUGUCAAAACCUUGAGGGUGUUUGAUCAUGACUCUUGACUUGCUUCAUUGAACUUGUUUUUCUACUUUGUCGGGUAAGCCAAAUCAAAUGCUGCUCAUGUUUGGGAAAUGCAUAACGUCACUGAUUAAUUAAAAAUGUAUGUUGUUUUUAUCUGAAGAAUGAGUCAGUGUUUGAACGCAUGUAGAAUCAUUAGGAAAGAUUUGGAUGUUGAGUGUUUCAUGUUGUCUUGUGUCUAUUUAUUGUUCUACUGUUCGGCUUUCUUCUUGUGCAUUGAGUUUACUGAUUCAUGCUGUAACUGCUGCAGGCAGUGUCUGUAUCAUUUGCUCCAUCGAGUGACACUUAACUAUUGAAGUAAUGUGGUUUUAAUUGACCUUUAGGAAAUGCAUUAAUACAAAAUGGUGACAAAUUAUACCCAGUCAAUGUUAUAUGACAGAUUCGCAGACAUCAGCUCUGUAUUGUUAGAACAUACACUAUAUGGUCCCGUUUCUGAAUUGUCUUUGGAGUAUGUGAUUGUGGCGCUUCCCUUUUUCAGUAUGUCUGAACCACU
Sphaeramia orbicularis (orbiculate cardinalfish) is the source of this 3347-nucleotide messenger RNA. It is a transcript of the gene zdhhc15b, whose product is annotated as zDHHC palmitoyltransferase 15b. NCBI's taxonomy places the organism in Eukaryota, Metazoa, Chordata, Actinopteri, Kurtiformes, Apogonidae. The record is from RefSeq and is a predicted model, not a curated record. Gene Ontology annotation, molecular function: palmitoyltransferase activity. The transcript is spliced from 11 exons. The coding region runs from base 22 to 1131 and encodes 369 amino acids.